Molecule: messenger RNA, 5137 nt
Organism: Hippocampus comes (tiger tail seahorse)
Lineage: Eukaryota; Metazoa; Chordata; Actinopteri; Syngnathiformes; Syngnathidae
Product: interleukin-17 receptor A
Exons: 11
Coding region: 2143-3978 (611 amino acids)
Molecular function (GO): interleukin-17 receptor activity
Source: RefSeq, a predicted model, not a curated record
CUGGUCCAACCUGGAGGAUGAAAAUGGGAAUAGGACAGGGGAUGAAGUCAGGUCCUCGCACCUUCAUUACAGACAAAGCCAUGACACUAAAGAGCCGACACUCCUAACUAGCAGCUUGACUGCAGAAACCGCUGAAGACCACAGUGAAGCAUCAAAACCGCACAUCCCCUCGGACUUACCAGCUGACCGCAUGACGUCCGACUCGUUGGAUGAGAGUCUUGACAGCAACGCAGACUCCCUGGGUAACAGGAAGAAGUUUCAGUGCGGCGACUGUGGCAAGACUUACAUGUCCAGGGCGAGCUUGAAAAGGCACACGAUGAGCCACACUGGGGAGAGACCUCACAGGUGCUCGAUAUGCGGUAAGAAUUUCACGCAACGUUCGGAUUUAGUCAUGCACUCACGCAGCCACACCGGAUUGAAGCCUUUCGCCUGCACGCUCUGCUGUUGGAAGUUUGCCAAAAAGAGCAGUCUGGUGUUGCACAUGAGGCGACACACGGGGGAGAAGCCUCACUGGUGCUCGGUGUGCGGGAAACGAUUCAGACACCGGUCCAGUCUAGUGGAACACUCUCGCGUUCACCUCCAAGGGAACGUUUACUCCUGCUCUGUGUGCGGCGCCGGAUUCACCGGGAAACGCGGUUUGGUGGCGCACAGGAAAACGCACAGCACAGAACAGGCCCUUUCUUGCACCCUUUGUGGAAAGAAAGUGUCAAGCGCGAGCUACUUGGCGUUACACAUGAGGAUACACACCGGAGAGAAAACACACCUGGAAGAGUCUCACCGGCUUGAUGAAGACCAAUCGAAAGUGAGAACAACAUCAAUGAUGACACAGCCUGAGAAGUACAUUUGAUUCAAGUUCUCAAACUGGUGUUGAUGUGAAUUCUGUCAUCAUCUGAGCAUCACCUGCUCACACAUUUCAGGAUGAACUUCAAAUAACCUUAACAGCUGAACUGAAUUUGACCUUCUCGCAACUUUCGAAUGAAUGUUUCAGUGCUGAAAUGAUCAGUUGAAGACUUCAAAGCAAAAUCUCUGCCCCAACGUUUUGCACUUACUAUUUUUCCACAUGUAUAAAUGUGACUGCAGACUCAUGUAACAUUCUGUGUCGAAAUAUAUUGGCAAGAUGGCUGCGGGAGAAGGUCUAAAGUUACCACCGCUAUUAGGCAGACCAUAUUGUAAUGCCCCCACAUGUGGUCAAAAAUAAACGCCGCCACCGGUGCAGUUUCAGUUGCCUUCACAAACUCACACAAUAAACAAGUAUGAAGCGCAUUCACACACACGAGCUGCUACGACCACGACCGACUUGCACUCAACACACAGGCUGCCGUAGGGUGAGCCAUUCAAUCAACAACUGGACCUCCCAACAUCCUCCUACGUAAGCUCCAUCUCUGGCACCCAUGUCACUCACCAAGCCAGCCAUCAGUAGUCCUGAACAUAUACAUUUUGGUGUUUUCUUCAGUUACUAAAUCCAUGAAUGGGAUAGUUUGAGAACGAGGAGUUGUGCAAAAAAGACUGCAACGCUGAAAAAAAAUGGACACACACAUUCAGAAGUUUAUAGAAGGUCAUACUGAGUUCACCUGUUAAAAUGAUUCUGAGGGAGUUGGUCUGCCUUUAAAUGUCUGGAAUAACAAAAAUGUUAUUUUUCUACCUUGUUAAACUGUUUAACAGUGGAACUUCCAAAGGAAAUUGAAAUGUUACGUUAAACGUUGUCUGCACAGUGAAUAAAAGUUAUUUUGGGGACGUUUUUAGCCUGCAACAAAUUAAUUCACAUGCCGUUUUCUAUGGAGAAUAAAUUGUUUGAAACAAGUUUUGGCCUUUUGAAUGAAGUCAACCGGCACUCUGAGCGCCAUUCUAGUUUUUGAAGGAAGUGUACACGUAGCGAUAAAUACUGUCUUUGAAUCGCAGGCUUUUCCUCAAUUUAUGAUCAAAUUCUACAAAGGCCGAGUUUUAUUCGCUCUAAAGAUUAUCUUCAGCAAUUAUGCUGUUACGUGACUUGUGUAAAGUGAUUUUUUUUCCCCCCCACUCAGAGGAGAUCGAAUGUCAAACCUAUUUGAUAUUUAUGAGCCAGAGACACUGCGAAUGUGAUGCGUUUUUUUCCCCCCCUCAUCAUUUUAAAAACAGGCAAAUGUGAAAAAUUCAAACUGCAAAAUGAAUAGCAUUGAGCAACAUUUCCUGUCAACUCGGGGUUUGCAUUUGAUGAUGGCACCUGAUAACAGCGUUCUUCCUGAAUGCAAAUCACACAAAUGGAAAGUCGUGUCACCAAAUCUUCCCUCACAGGCAACUUCAUUGAUUUAUUCUCGCUCCCGCAACCCCACAAUGAUCCAUGUGGCAUUCUUCUGCUCGUGUUUGGCCACUGGCUUUGCAGCCUCAUCUUACCUUUGGAUAGCGGACUGUAACCAGCCCGGUCUCGAAAACUGCACAAUUAAGUAUAACUGCACGGACAAAUUCAAGGUGGUGCCCCGUCACACUGCUCCCACCGCACCUGAGUGGGGUCCAGACUACGUAGGAAUUGGUCAGGACCACCAUCUGUCUGUUCCCAUUAUGAAUGUGACCUGGAGGCUAAAAUCAGAUGCAAGUGUUCUGACACUCCAGGGGUCACAGUUGCGUAUUGUUGAUCAACAUACAAAUCAAAGUGUGUGUGUGCACUUCACUUUCGUUGUCAACCAGCAGCUCAAUCCCAAUUUUAACAAGUGGGCGUUUUCGUUAUCUCGGGUGUCGGUGGAGGCCGGCCACACGUACACACUGACAGCGUCUAAUUUGCCGCAACCUGACGUUGGCGACAACGCCAUCACAAAGCAAGUGACAAUACCAGGAUGUGACGACAAAAUAAUUCGAAACUCCCAGAUGUGUUUGGAAAAUGGUAGCCUUUGGGACACUGAAGUCGCAACUGCUUUCUCAUUGGGGAAGCAUCAAAUGCUGUCGGUUAUUGUGGGCUUUGAGGCUGACAAGCAUUCUGACCUAUACCAAGUCUCCAUCCAGAGCGAUGGCAUCCAUUCCUCAAAGAAUGUUUCCAAGGAGAACAGAACAUCUUUAAUCGUCACCUUUGACCUGGACGUGUCCAAGCUACUAAAAUGUAAACUGCUGAUCACAAUUAAGCCAUUUUUCACACGAUGCGUGAAUAACGGCUGUCGUCUCAAGCAAAUGUAUAUCGAUUACUGUUUGUAUAUGCCAUCACGGACUGCAGUGAUUAAGGGUGCAUUGGGGGUGGUCUUUGUUGGUGUUUGUUUUGCCUAUCUUCUGCGGGCUGCAUCCUACAAAGAUAUCGUCGGUAUGGCGUCAUCAGCUGCCGAACAACAACCGCAAUGUUUGCAGGUGCGAGAAAGAAAAAAAGUCUUCAUCCUUUACUCCCUUGACCACCCUUUAUACAAAAACAUCGUCCUCAAGCUCUCCGCCUUCCUGACGGCCAAAUGCGGCACCGAGGUGAUCCUGGAUCUACUGGAUUCCACCCGACUGGGAAUACUGGGCCGCAUCCAGUGGCUGGACUGGCAGAGAGAACAAAUCGAAGGCUCUUCAGAUAAGAUCCUCCUCUUGUGCUCGCAAGGAGUGCAAGCCAAAUGGAGAGCCAUGUGCGGCGAGAAGCGGGUUCUCCUGAGGGAAGACCUGCACUCGCCCGUGGGCGACAUGCUCACUCCGGCUCUCGGCCUCAUCGUCCCUCAUCUGGUGCGCCGCGCUUCCUUCGAGAAGUACAUGGUGGCUUACUUUGAAGACGUUUGUUCCCCGGAAGACGUCCCCUCGCCGUUCCACGUCACGGUUCGAUACAACCUCAUGAAGCAGUUCGAAGAGCUCUUCUUCAGAAUCCUGGACGCCGAAAAGCACGGGCCGGGUAGAGUUUGUCACAUUGAAGGACUUGCAGAGGGUGAGUAUCACCACUGCCCCUCAGGUCGAGCCUUGCAGGAGGCCUUAGGGGCUUUCCGGGAGUACCAGCUGAAGCACCCGCAGUGGUUUGAUGAGGAACUAGUGGAAGAAUUGGAAGUUGAGGACUAAGUCCCAUUAUGUAGGAUGAUCUUUUCUACCUAUGCAUGCUUGACAGACAAUUAAACAACAACAUACGAUACUUUACUCCUUUCUCUAUAUUAGCUUUUGGCCAAUUAACUCAUUACCUGGCAGCUGAUUUCGAAACAGAGUUCCCUCUUUUGCCGUCCUCUUAAAGCUCUUUUCAAGAUCCCACAAAAUCUUGUGUUCCGUAACAAUAGAAGUGAACUGAACCCACCAAAAGCAAGAGUCGACUCCCUUCUUUGGCCAGAAAUUGGGAAAAAAAAUGAUUUUGAGCUCUUUGCAUUCUUUAGUAAUAUACAGUCGAGCGUGUCAAGCAGAACGGUGACUCCAUAAAACAACAACAGCUAAAAAAAACAAAAUAAAUGACGACUGAGAAGACGUUUUGAUCGUAAAAUAAUUCGUUACAGAUGAACAACUAUAAAACCGCGUCGGCAGCGACACUGACUCACCGCAUGUUUCAAAUUCAACCUCUCUUCCUUUUUUCACAUGCCGUUCAUCAUUCACGUCAUGAGCUGCGAAUUAUUUUCCCUUGCCAUUUCCACCAUCUAAAGUGAUCUUUACUGUGGUUUACAAACCCGGAUUUCACUGACAAGCUGCCCGAGACACUCUUCCACACCAACCCACUCAAAAAAACCAUACUGGACAAAAAUAUCUACGUCAGUGGUAGUCAAUGUUUGGAUUCCAUUUGGCAAAUCUAAACGUUCAUGGCAGUGAAUGAGUUCGUAACAACUUCAUCCUUGUAAGAUUACAACUUUUCUUCCUGACAAAAUAUGUCUUUGUCUUGUUUUUUUUCUUCUCAAUGUGACUCCUUUUUUUUCUCCAAACAAAUGUUACUGUAACAUUCUAACUCUUUUUUUUUCUCAAGCAUAGGCAACUUUUUUUAUUCCUUUGACAUUUUAGGGGUAUGUGUGAUAGUUCUGUUUAAUUCAUGUUCAGGGUGUCCUUGAAAAAAAAAAAGUACUCGAUUUGAUUCCGAAACAUCCCUGCUACCCAAAAAAGUUUGAGAGCUCCUUGUUUGUAGUGAUGUAAAAUAAAAUGCCUCAGAACAUACUUGUGGACAACUGUCAUUAAUGCAUGGGAGAGUUCAACUGGAUUUCAGACACUGAAGUGAUAAUAUAAUGACCCCAAAUACAGAAGAAGAAAAAAA